Penicillium bovifimosum is the source of this 2922-nucleotide messenger RNA. RefSeq lists its product as uncharacterized. Bases 1 to 2922 code for a protein of 973 amino acids. NCBI's taxonomy places the organism in Eukaryota, Fungi, Ascomycota, Eurotiomycetes, Eurotiales, Aspergillaceae. Gene Ontology annotation, cellular component: cytoplasm. Gene Ontology annotation, biological process: positive regulation of TORC1 signaling. Gene Ontology annotation, molecular function: protein binding. The transcript is spliced from 4 exons. The record is from RefSeq and is a predicted model, not a curated record.
AUGGAAUCCGCCAUCCGCUGGUCCCCGACCUCCUCGGCAUCUGAACAACGCUUCCUAUCAGUCGACGUCACAGGUAAAGCAUUUCGGCUUUGUAAAGUCACUGGCUUUGAUGGCAAAACCAUUCGCCACGAAGUGAUCUCUACCUUGACCAAUGUACCUGGGUUUCGCGCGUUUGACUGGUCUACUUCCAACGAGAACCUGAUUGCUGUGGGUCAGUCGUCUGGAGAGGCCACCAUCCUACGCCUCGGUGGUGAUGACAAGGCGUCUCUCUCAUUCCCAGUGCGAAAUCAGCGAUACUGCAACGCCGUUGCAUUCAGUGCACAUGGUCUUGUGGCAUCGGGUCUCGACCGCGUCCGAAACGACUUUUGCUUGAACAUUUGGGAUGUGAACCAAAGACUUAGUCCUGCCGGUGGCAGUAAAGGUUUCCCUGAGCCAUUGAGGAAGCUCGCCAGCUCCGAGCCUAUAACCAGCAUCAAAUUCUUUCGGGACCAGCCGGAUACGAUCGUGACUGGUGUCAAAGGUCAAUUUGUUCGGAUAUAUGAUCUAAGAGAGGGACCUGGGAAUCCAUCGUUGCAAUUCCCCACGCGAUGUGUUCAUAAUCUAGCUAUAGACUGGCUUGAUGAGAACUACAUUGCGUCUUGCAUUCCUUCAAAUGAAAGUACCAUCUGCGUGUGGGACCGUCGCAUCGGAUCGCGAUUAGCAUCACCGUCAAUGGGAUCUUCUGCCAACGUUCCAGAUUCUGGUCAUGCCACACCCGCUUUGGAGCUUCGGAAUGUAUUCCAUCCCAAGUCUUCCAUAUGGAGCUUGCGCUUCUCCAGGACCAACCGAGGCAGCCUCGCUGCGCUCUCCAGCAGCGGUCACUUCAAGCACUACGACAUUGCUAAAGACUAUUUACCUGAGGAAUACCGCUCCUCGAUUGACGAGACACUCGGCCAAGGCUCAUCCAGGAGUUACCCGGAAUCGGUAUACACCAAGCGCGUGCGGGACGUAUGUGUACCUUUUGAUCAUCCGACUCAUGGUUGCAAAGAGAAAGACCGAAUCGUUUCGUUCGAUUCCCUGAAUAUCAGCUUGUCUCCACAGCCCAGUGCUAUCGCACUGGACGGAAAUGGACAGCCACAGAUAAUCACCGUCCGCGCACCGUGCAACCCGAUUGAUCUGUCUUCACAGAGUGUACUGGCGUGUGGUAUCUCUUCGAACGAUUCAGAUCUGCGCUCGAUUCAUCCAUUGUCUGACCAUAUCUCGCCCAUUUCAGACCUGAUUGGAAACAUCAAGUCACGCGUUUGCUCAAGUUCGCGAGAGCAUGGCGCACACUCUAACGGUCAACUAUUCGUGUCGAAAAUACCGGAGUCUGAGCCUGUCCCUAGUCAUGAGAACCGUGAACGCGUCAUGGCUCUGGGCACGACGGGCAUGCCGCUCACCGCGAAAGAAGCCCUCACUCUGUCCGCAGUAAACCAGUCUCGGUGCAAAGAGGGAUACCUAUUUAACGAGGCUCUGAACCGGAGGAUCGCAUCUGACGAUCAAGCUCUGCAAGACUUUUGGAGCUGGGUUGAACGUGCUCGGUCCGACUCUUCAGGGACGUCAAUGGUUGUCAACGGCCUGGAUUUGAAUUAUUUAGGCGUCAAGAAUGUCUGGAACAAUGACUUAGGGAGUGGCUUUGAGCAGCGUCGUAUCGGCGCUAAGACCGAUGAUGCGAAAACAGCUGCGGCUGCAAUUGUAACUUUAGCAGAGCAGUUGAACCUCCCCAAGACAAAGGGCUGUGACACGGCUUACCAAGGUCAUCGUCAACUCUGCCUCCGUCUCUGCGGCGCAACACAAUCCUAUCGUGAGCUGGAGGAGUCAGUGAAGGCUUUAUCUGGGGACAACCAGCACACCAAAGCUGCUGCAUUAGCCGUUUUCCAAGACGAACCCAAGCUGGCUUAUCUUGCACUUCGAAGCAAUGAACCCACCCAAGCUCAUAAGUUGUUGGCAAUGGCCAUCGCCGGUGCCUCCAAGGGAGACAACGGUACAGAUUGGGAGGAAACUUGUGCCGAAAUUGCCAAAGAGCUCACCGAUCCAUACGCCCGCGCGAUUCUAGCCCUUGUGAGCAAAGGUGACUGGAAUUCAGUCAUUAGUGAAGCCACACUGCCUCUGAAAUACCGGGUGGAGGUCGCACUGCGUUGGCUCCCCGAUGAUGAACUCACUGAGUAUCUGAAAGAGGCUACAAAUACAGCAACACACCAAGGUGAUAUUGAAGGAGUGGUGCUGACAGGACUGGGCCAUCUCGCCAUGGGCCUGUUCCAGUCAUACAUUGGGAAGUACAACGAUGUCCAAACUCCCGUUCUAGCUAUGAGUCAUACCGUCCCGCGGCUCGUCAGCAACCCGAAACACGUUGCCCAGUUCGAGGCCUGGCGCGAGACCUACCGGCUCCAGAUGAACUCAUGGAAACUUCAGCUCGAGCGGGCACGGUUCGACGUGGGCUCUCGUCGUUUCGCUGUCACUGCAGACGGUCGCAAACUCAUGCCGCCGCCACCACAGCAAGUCAGCCUUACCUGCAAUUACUGUACGAGCCCGCUUACCCAGCAUGACUCCUCAUCCGAAAUAUCCCCGUCUACCAAGACUGCCGAAACCGUUCAUUCCACCAACGGCAAUCCGCUGGCGCCGACAGUCAUGUCUGGAACCGUUUGCCCACGCUGUGGUCGACAUAUGCCCCGUUGCGGCGUCUGCACUCUGUGGCUGGGCUCGCCAGACCCAAUGUCCCGCGCCAGUAUUGCUGCUGAUGUAGAGGCGGGUACUCGCAAGCUCACCGGUGCUGAUGUUAUGCGGCGGUUCGUGGUGUUUUGUAUUCAUUGCAAUCAUGGGUUCCAUGCUCAUCAUGCGACUGAAUGGUUCAAACGACAUAAGGUCUGUCCUGUCGCAGAGUGCAACUGUAUCUGUGAUCGGUGA